AGUCACCUACAGUCAGAGGCAGCUAAACACACUACAGCAGUCCACAGGGAGCUCAGAGCUGCUGCUUCUCCACUGUUUCUGAGGAUAUACGUCAAAGAAGAAGCAACCAUGAGGGUCGGGCUGCAAACUCUGAUAUCAUGUCUGCUGUUAUAUUUGGCAUCCUUCGAUACAGUCCACACUGAUGAAUCAACUCCACAGAUGUCAACUGCUGCCAGCACUUUGACCACACCUCUGGAUAUCACUUCCCAACCCUCACCGUCAACUAGCAUCGGCCUAACCAAUGGUACAUCGUCUGACCCUACUUCAGAACCUCAGUCAACAAGUGAAGUUUUAUCUACCACACCCAGCGACAUCACCAGCCCCAACACAGCCCAAACAAGCAACACAACCAACACUUCCCAAACCACCAACGAGAAAGGCACCACCGAAGCCACCAGCACCACUCAACCCAGCGGUACCACCAACAGCUCCACAACCACCAACGCAACCAGUACAACCCCCAACACUACUGAAAUGAAUAAUGCCACCAACGCAACCAGUACAACCCCCAGCACUACUGACAUGAAUAAUGGCACCAACGCAACCAGUACAACCCCCAGCACUACUGAAAUAAAUAAUGGCACCGACGCAACCAGUACAACCCCCAGCACUUCUCAGAUUACUGUCAGCACCAAUGCAAACACCAAUCCAACUGAUACCAUCACCACUAGCUCCCAAACCACGGACGGCAUCAGUUCCCAAAACACCAAACCAACUGAAGCUACGGGUGACACCAGCAGCACCCAAGCCACUGGGAGUUCCCAAAACACCAAACCUACCAGUACCUCCAAAACCAGCACCACUACCACUCAGACAAAUGAGGGACAGAAGCCCCAGGCUCUGAGCUCAGGAAGUGUUGUAGUCAUCGUUCUAGUGUUCAUCGCACUGGUCGUCCUUGUGAUGGGAGGAGUGUAUUACUUCAAGUUCAGAGGGCCAACCUACGGACGUCUAAAUGAAAGCAGCGCAUACGGCACUUUAGGAAACUUCAGCAACCCCAUGUUCGACCCUUGAAUUUAUCAUUUGACCCCUAAUCCCAGUAAAACCUAAAGUCCUCAACCUGCAGACGGAGCCAUUCUGAUCACGACAGUUUGUGAGCGAUGAGUUCAGGACGGUCAGAUUCCGUGAGACGUCUGGUUGUUUGGAUGCCAAACAAAAUGCGACGUUUCUCUUAACCUUUUUUUUAAUUGUUAUUGGAAGUAAAAUAGCAGCUUCUACUCAGGUAGCUUUUCAAACAGCUCUGACAGUUUGUAAUCACAUUCCAAGUGCACCACUGGACACUUUGUUUAUUAAGCAUACAUGUGAGAACAAAGACUUGAAAAUGUCUCAGAUUAAGAUGGAACUAUUCAUAUUAAGUGUGUAUUUUUAACAAUAGGCAUGAGGCAGAGAUAGACUGACCUUUUAACAGGAAAACCCACAGAGUCCUGCUGAAGCGGCCUAGAGCGAAGCACUGAAUCCUCACCAGCUCAAAGAGCCACAUUUAAACAAAACAGGUGAUUUUGAAAAGAUUUUCAAAUCUUAUUUCCAUAAAAUAUGGCCUUAAUCAAGGUAGAUUACUGCCUCUCUCAUCUCCAAUCAAUUCUUUUUAUGUGAGUUUAUAUUGUUGAAUGUUUUUGGUGUAAAUUUUCUUCAUGUUUUUGUGAGAUUCUGUGAUCUGCAGCUCAGCCAGAGUGCAGUUUUGAUUGUAGUUUUACUUGAGAGUGAUGAGAGAUAAAGUUUUUUUUAUUGUGUGAUGUGAUUGUAUGUGUGAUUAAAUCACUUAUGCAAGUGACGGAGGUUGUUACUGGGAUUUCUAUCCAUUAUGGUCCACUUUGGUCCAGACUGAAAUAUCUCAAAAAUUGCUGAGUGUAUAGUCAGGAAAUUUUGCACUGAUGUUCAAGGUACCUAAAUAAAAGCCUACUGCCUUCA
Molecule: messenger RNA, 1944 nt
Organism: Acanthochromis polyacanthus (spiny chromis)
Lineage: Eukaryota; Metazoa; Chordata; Actinopteri; Pomacentridae
Gene: parm1
Product: prostate androgen-regulated mucin-like protein 1
Exons: 4
Coding region: 109-1050 (313 amino acids)
Cellular component (GO): plasma membrane; Golgi apparatus; early endosome
Source: RefSeq, a predicted model, not a curated record